Messenger RNA from Oreochromis aureus, 1599 nucleotides. It is a transcript of the gene trim110, whose product is annotated as tripartite motif containing 110. Bases 1 to 1530 code for a protein of 509 amino acids. The record is from RefSeq and is a predicted model, not a curated record. The transcript has 7 exons. Lineage: Eukaryota; Metazoa; Chordata; Actinopteri; Cichliformes; Cichlidae. Gene Ontology annotation, molecular function: protein binding; zinc ion binding.
AUGGGCUCCAUGGAUGAAGAGCUGACCUGUUCUGUGUGCCGAGACACCUUCAGCCAAUCCCAGCCCCUGCCCUGUGGUCACAGCUUCUGUCCUGCCUGUGUCCGGGAGGCCUGGAGCAGCCAGGGUGAAGGAAAAGGUCGCUUCACCUGUCCCCAGUGUCAGGAGGAGCAUGGUGAAGUGCUGUGCGACUGCUGCCCUCCUGAGGCAGAGAAAGGACAACCGCCAUUGGCAGUUAAGACCUGCCUGAGGUGUGAAGUGUCGCUGUGUGCCGAACAUCUCCGGCCUCAUCUUGAGAGACCGGUGUUUAGCACCCACCUUUUGGUGGAUCCGCUGGGCGAUCUGUCCCAGCGAAGGUGCCCUGCGCACACAGAGCUGUUCCGCUACUACUGUGCUGACGAGAGAGUGUACGUGUGUGGCGACUGUCUGCUGGAAGGAGGCCACGCUCAGCACAAAGUGAAAGCACUGAGGCACGUGGAGGACGAUCUGAAGGUCAUUCUUCAGACACUGCUUAUAAAAGCAGAGGAAAAACUGAAAGAUGGAGAGCGAAUCCUCAAAGAGCAUGAGAACAUCGAUUCCACCAUGGCAGACUCUCUGAGGCAGGACGAUGCCCAGGUGGAGCAGCUGGGCUCAGACCUGCAGGUCCAGGUCAACAAGCUAGUGGUGGCACUGAGAGACAUCACCAAGAGGGAGAGGCGGCAGGUCAUGGAUCGUGUGCAUGAAGACUGCUCCAAAGUGAGGGACCACAUGCACCAGACCCUAAGAAUCCAGCACUAUCUGGCCUUAUUGCUGUCAGAGACAGAUCCUUUCCUGCUCAUCUGGGCCUUUCAGUCAGAUGACACAAAGUUAUUAGCUGAGCUGAACAGUCCACUUUACAUCCCUGAUCCCAUCAGCGCAGACAGGAAGCACAUUCUGGAGGACAUCGAGAGCAAGUACCGCGAGUUCAUCACUGCUACCCUCCGCUGUCUCAGUGAACUCAAAAGGGAACUCUUAACCAGUCCCUUGAGUCUGGACACAAACACAGCUCAUCCUCUGUUGAGCAUCUCAGAUGACCUGCGCUCAGUUACACGAGUUAAAAACCGCCUGCCCUGCGCUGCUCAUCCCGAACGUUUCGACCACUGGCCGCAGGUCCUCACCGUCCAGACCUUCUCCUCUGGGACUCACUACUGGGAGCUGGAAGCCGAGGGAUUCUGGGAUGUGGGCGUCUGCUACCGAAGUAUUGGACGGAAGGGCAAAGAAGGCAAUGCAUUUGGGAACAACAAGGUUUCAUGGAGCUUGACACAGCAGCACGACAAAAAGCUAGCCGCCUGGCACAACCGCAGGAAGACCCGCCUCACAUACCAAAUGACUGGGAACCGCGUCGCUGUAGCCGUGGACUACAGCUCAGGCACCAUCACCUACUCAGAGGUGGGACCGUCUAACAACCUGAUCCACCUCCACACUUUCUCCACCACCUUUACUCAGCCGGUGUGCCUGGGCUUUGGUCUCUACAAAGCUGAGCUCAACAGUCGGAUCACUAUUGUUAAAGUCUGAUGUGAUGAGAAGGACAGCCGGGAGGAUGAUGAUGAUGAACUCUGUGCUGUUUUGGCCAUUCCAAAAUAA